AUGUCGAAGCGCGGAAAGUUCCUGCUCCUGGCGGACAUGCGGCCCACGAUGACGCACUUCUCCACUGUGGCACUAAUUGUUUCAAAGUCGUCGCCAAACAUCUUUUACGACAAAAUGAGUGGCACCGAGCGCGGAGUGCUCACCUUGACUAUCCGCGAUUCGCCGCUUCAUCUCACCAAUUGCAAAUGCUGGGGCCAGCGGGCUUGCGUGGAGGAGUACUCCGCCAUGCUGCACAUUGGCCAUGUCGUGGACAUCGUGGGCGCCAAGGUUAUGUCCAGUGCGAUAAUUUCUUCAAAGGAGCAGAAGCGUUACCAGCCGCAGGGCACUCUUACCUGUGUCCUGGUGGUCAACGAGGGAUCCGGCUACUUAGUGCGUCAUGACAGCGACGACUCCGCUCCUGUGAUAGCCCUGCAGCAACUCCUCCAUCUUCCCAUCAAGCCUCUGGGCGCAGCCCUCAAGCUGGCGGAUGUGCGUUCCGGCUUGAUCGGCGGAGGUGGGGCCAGCUCCUUUGUGGAUCUGCUGGUCGUGGUAGCCGCCAUUCGUCCACUGCGUGAGAUAAAGCGCAAAUCUCCGGUGGCAUCCGGCAAGACACAGGAUCCGCUGCACUGCUUGGAGGUUGUAGUGAUCGAUGCCAGCUAUCCGGAGGGCAUGCUGCUCACCAUCUGGCAAGCAGACUGGAUACGCCGUGCCCAACGCUGGCAGCCUCGCCACACCGUUCUCCAUUUGGUAGACGUGCGGGUCUCUCACUCCGAUUACCAUCGCUGUCCGGUGCUGUCCCAUUCACACGGCACGCUCAUCUGCGAAGAUCCCCAAGUAGCCGGUGUGGAUUGUAGUCGGCUGCUGGCCUUUGCUGCAUCGCAGCCCGUCAGGUCUUUUGAUGGCUACGCCCACACGGAGCUGGACAACUUGCCAUCAGCUGCCAGCAUUCGGAGCCAGAUGACAGUGCGGCAGAUCUAUAGCCGCGCUGAGGGCGAACUGCAGGAUACCUCACAGGAUCAGUUCACCGCCGUGCUGUACGGAAUGGUCACUAAGCUUGACCUGGAUGGCUUCGUUCCCAAUAUAAGCCGAAAGUGCACCGUCUGCCAACGCCCCAUACCCAGAGGCCUCGAGGAUUGCGCCACCGAAGCCUGCCAGAUAGAGUUCCUGCUGGGCAAUGAUGGCCCCCGGACUAACCGAUACUUCAACAUAAAUAUUCAUUUCUCCGAUCAAACGGGCAGCCUGCUAGAGGCUCGUUUAGCGGGCAAUCCCGCAGAACGGAUCCUGGGCCUCGAAGCAGAGCACUUUGACCGGCUGACGGAGCGUGAAAAGAGCGACCUGAAGUGGCGGUUCCUCUUGAAGUACUUUGAAGCGAGACUGCUGGUGAAGAAGCCCGUUGGAAUGCGCAGGAACCUGGUAAUUGUGGUCGUUGACAUGCAGGUAAUACCCCUUGCGAAACUAGUCGAGAAUAUGUCCGUGUUCUAGGGCCCAAGGAACCCAAUGAA
This is a messenger RNA of Drosophila serrata, 1481 nucleotides long. It is a transcript of the gene hdm, whose product is annotated as meiosis specific with OB domains hold'em. Gene Ontology annotation, biological process: resolution of meiotic recombination intermediates. The record is from RefSeq and is a predicted model, not a curated record. Gene Ontology annotation, molecular function: single-stranded DNA 3'-5' DNA exonuclease activity; single-stranded DNA binding. NCBI's taxonomy places the organism in Eukaryota, Metazoa, Arthropoda, Insecta, Diptera, Drosophilidae.